This is a messenger RNA of Spea bombifrons (plains spadefoot toad), 2129 nucleotides long. It is a transcript of the gene TAF6, whose product is annotated as TATA-box binding protein associated factor 6. Gene Ontology annotation, biological process: RNA polymerase II preinitiation complex assembly; transcription initiation at RNA polymerase II promoter. The record is from RefSeq and is a predicted model, not a curated record. The coding region runs from base 71 to 1945 and encodes 624 amino acids. Lineage: Eukaryota; Metazoa; Chordata; Amphibia; Anura; Pelobatidae. Gene Ontology annotation, cellular component: transcription factor TFIID complex; SAGA complex; SLIK (SAGA-like) complex. The transcript is spliced from 15 exons. Gene Ontology annotation, molecular function: transcription coactivator activity; protein heterodimerization activity; RNA polymerase II general transcription initiation factor activity.
CCUGCCAACCGGAAGCAGUGCGGAGAUCCUGUACAGGGGAGCUGAGGCUCUCUGUACGGUCUCUGCGGUCAUGGCCGAGGGGAAGAAGAUCGGAAACGCCGUCCUUCCCAGCGACUCCAUGAAAGUGAUCGCCGAGUCCAUAGGAAUUUCGCAGAUCUCGGAAGAAACCUGCCAGCUUCUGGCUCAGGAAGUCAGCUUCAGGAUCAAGGAGGUCACUCAGGAUGCCCUGAAGUUCAUGCACGUGGGGAAGCGGCAGAAACUGACGCCGAGCGACAUUGACUCGGCCCUUAAGAUAAAGAACGUGGAGCCUAUAUACGGCUUCCACGCCAAGGAAUUCCUGCCCUUCCGGUAUGCCAGCGGCGGGGGCCGGGAGCUGCACUUCUACGAGGAGAAGGAGGUGGAUCUGAGUGACAUCAUCAGCACUCCGCUGCCACGUGUGCCCCUGGACGUCUCUCUGAAAGCCCACUGGUUGAGUAUUGAAGGGGUACAGCCAGCCAUCCCGGAAAACCCACCCCCAGUCCCCAAAGAGCAGCAAAAGACGGAAGCGACGGAGCCGAUGAAGGUGGUGAAGCCGGGGCAGCAGGAGGGCGUGCUGACGGGGAAAGGUCAGGGAGCGAACGCGGUGGAUGGCAAAGGAAAGGAGAAGAAGUCCACCAUUCUGGAGGGAGGUCCUCUGAAACUGAAGCCACGCAGCAUCCACGAACUGUCCGUGGAGCAGCAGCUCUAUUACAAGGAGAUCACCGAGGCGUGCGUCGGGUCCUGCGAAGCCAAGAGAGCGGAAGCUUUGCAGAGCAUCGCCACCGAUCCUGGGUUAUACCAAAUGCUGCCGCGUUUCAGCACGUUCAUAUCUGAAGGGGUGCGCGUGAACGUCGUCCAGAACAACCUGGCUCUGCUCAUCUAUCUCAUGAGGAUGGUGAAAGCUCUGAUGGACAAUCCCACCCUCUACCUGGAGAAAUACCUCCACGAGCUGAUCCCCGCCGUGAUGACCUGCAUCGUGAGCCGCCAGCUGUGCCUGCGGCCGGACGUGGACAACCACUGGGCCCUCCGAGACUUCGCGGCGCGGCUCAUCGCGCAGAUCUGCAAGAACUUCAGCACCACCACCAACAACAUCCAGUCCAGGAUAACCAAGACCUUCACUAAGACUUGGGUGGACGACCGCACUCCGUGGACCACGCGUUACGGAUCCAUCGCCGGCCUCGCAGAGCUGGGACCGGAUGUGAUCAAAACGCUGAUCGUGCCCCGGCUGGCGGCGGAGGGAGAGCGGCUGCGCUCCGUGCUCGAGGGUCCCGUCAUAUCCAACAUCGAUAAGAUCGGAGCGGACCACGUGCAGAGCCUGCUGCUGAAACACGCCGCGCCCGUCCUGGUGAAGCUCCGCUCGCCCCCCGAUUCCCCGGAAGCGUACCGCACGGAUUAUGGUUUCCUGGGGCCCACGCUGUGCACGCACGUGAUGAAGGCGAGGGCCCAGAGCGCGCUGCAGGGGCCCCAGGUCAACAGGACCACGCUGACCGUGACGCAGCCUCGCCCCACUCUCACCCUCUCGCAGCCGCUUUCAGGAUCCAUUACCCCCACGCCUCGCCCGUCCGGUAUCAUCAAGGUACCCGGCUCCCUCACCCUGCCGGUCCAGACCCUGGUGAGCGCUCGCCCGUCGACCCCCACGCAGCCUUCCCCUCCACCCACCAAGUACAUCGUGGUGUCGUCGGCCGGAAGCACCGGCACCCAGGUGUUUACUACUUCCAGCGGUCCUUCCCCGUCCACUUCUUGCCCCCCCGGGGUGCAGCCCAUCGUGAAGCUUGUGUCCGGGGGUCAAAGCUCUGGCGUGGCGGGCUCGGCAAGCGGUGCUGCCGGCGGGAUGCAGAAAUACAUCGUCGUCUCGCUGCCCCCUGCUGGAGAAAGCAAGACCCCGCAGCCUUCCCCUCCCCCGACGUCGGAGAACUCUGCCUUAUGACAGACGUAGCGUGUGUUUGUGCGAGGAUCUGGUAUGUGUGUGCGAUACCGUGAUGGGUUAUGAGUCUGUAGCUGUGUGUGCGUUCACUUUUUUUUCUCAUUUCCAUGAUUUUCAUUUAUUUUAUGUAAAGAAAUACUCGUUUUGCUAAUAAAACAACCGAAAUAAUAUAAGCGCGCAUCCUUCC